This is a messenger RNA of Cariama cristata (Red-legged seriema), 638 nucleotides long. RefSeq names its product Nedd4 family interacting protein 1 (gene NDFIP1). The annotation marks the transcript as partial. Gene Ontology annotation, cellular component: endoplasmic reticulum; perinuclear region of cytoplasm; Golgi apparatus. Gene Ontology annotation, molecular function: WW domain binding. NCBI's taxonomy places the organism in Eukaryota, Metazoa, Chordata, Aves, Cariamiformes, Cariamidae. The record is from RefSeq and is a predicted model, not a curated record. Gene Ontology annotation, biological process: ubiquitin-dependent protein catabolic process; metal ion transport; positive regulation of protein ubiquitination. The transcript has 6 exons.
CUGCAGAAUGAAGAGGAGCCGUGUGAGACUGCGCCGGUGGUGAAUGAUGCCCCUCCGCCUUACAGCAGCAUUUCUGCAGAGAACACAGCUUAUUUUGACUACAAGGAUGAGUCAGGAUUUCCAAAGCCUCCAUCUUACAACGUGGCCACGACACUGCCUAGUUAUGAUGAGGCAGAGAGAACCAAGGCUGAAGCCACAAUUCCCCUGGUUCCUGGAAGGGAUGACGAUUUUGUGACACGGGAUGACUUUGAUGACACCGACCAGCUGAGGAUAGGAAAUGACGGCAUUUUCAUGCUGACUUUCUUCAUGGCAUUCCUCUUCAACUGGAUUGGAUUUUUCCUGUCUUUCUGUCUGACUACUUCGGCUGCAGGACGAUAUGGGGCCAUUUCUGGGUUUGGUCUGUCGCUUAUUAAGUGGAUCCUUAUUGUCAGGUUCUCCACCUACUUUCCUGGUUACUUUGAUGGCCAGUAUUGGCUUUGGUGGGUCUUCCUUGUACUAGAUGUUUUCUGGCAAAUGUCUUCCUGCAUUAGUGAAUUCUCCCUCAAGAAGCAACAGGACACCUGCAGGAAGUGAAUCAAGACUCUGGAGCAGAAGAAAAAAUAAUCACCUGCUUUAAAAGAAAUAAAUAAAAGUACUGU